AUGGCUCUCCUGUGGCUGCUGAGCUGCCUGGCGCUGGCGGGCUCUGCCCGCGCUGCCUUCUCCGUGGCAAACUGCGGCGUGCCCGCCAUCGCACCCGUCAUCCGCGGCUACAACCGCAUCGUCAACGGGGAGCCGGCGGUGCCUGGGUCCUGGCCCUGGCAGGUGUCCCUGCAGCGCUACGGCAACUUCCACUUCUGCGGCGGGUCCCUGAUCAGCGAGCAGUGGGUGGUCACUGCUGCCCACUGCGGCGUCAAGACAACCGACACCGUGGUGCUGGGUGAGUACGACCAAGAGGCUGCCUCCAGUGACGUGCAGAGGCUGUCCAUCGCCAAGGUCUUCCGGAACCCCAGCUACAGCGCGCUGACCAUCCGCAACGACAUCACGCUGAUCAAGCUGGCCACCCCGGCGCAGCUGAACUCCCGCGUGUCCCCCGUCUGCCUGCCCCAGGCCACCGAUGACUUCCCUGGGGGCCUGACCUGCGUCACCACGGGCUGGGGGCUCACCGACGCCUCUGCUGACACGACGCCGGCGGUGCUGCAGCAAGUGGCCCUGCCCCUGCUCACCAACGCCCAGUGCAAGCAGUACUGGGGGUUCCGCAUCUACGACGUGAUGGUGUGCGCCGGCGCUGACGGAGCCUCCUCCUGCAUGGGCGACUCCGGUGGCCCGCUGGUGUGCCAGAAGAACGGAGCCUGGACCCUGGUGGGCAUCGUCUCGUGGGGCAGCAGCAGCUGCUCCACCUCCGUUCCUGGCGUCUAUGCCCGUGUCACCGAGCUGCGCAGCUGGAUCGACUCCGUGCUGGCGGCCAACUAA
Cygnus atratus (black swan) is the source of this 810-nucleotide messenger RNA. Its product is annotated as chymotrypsinogen A-like. The coding region runs from base 1 to 810 and encodes 269 amino acids. The transcript is spliced from 7 exons. Gene Ontology annotation, molecular function: serine-type endopeptidase activity. Gene Ontology annotation, biological process: proteolysis. The record is from RefSeq and is a predicted model, not a curated record. Lineage: Eukaryota; Metazoa; Chordata; Aves; Anseriformes; Anatidae.